UAAUUUCCAUAGGAAUCAGGAAGUUUUGACAUUAAUCAACAACACGCGAACGUCGAGAACUUUCCGUUUAGCGACUCUAACUCUUUGAAUGUUUUAUACUUAGUAGAAGGCAGAGCAUUCAUGGACUGAAGCGGUGCUAAAGUUUUAUCUCAGAAUGUCUUUUUCUCGAGCAGUUCUGAUGUUACUUUGUAUAUCGCUGUCGUCAGCGGUACACGUUUUAACGCGGCUUCCUCUCCAGUGCUCUCAACAGGUUUUAGGAUGUACUGUCAUCACAAGUAACUGUAUGGACAGAGGUUGGCUGGUGUCACACAAUUACACUCCCAGUGGUCCAGAGAAUCUGCAGGUGUCUUGGGACAUCAAAGAGGAUCAGACAGGACAAUUAUUCACUGUUCUGGUUGCCAACUGGACAAUAAAAGAUGAAGGCAGUAUAUUCUACCUAAAGGCUACUGAGCUUCAAGUUCUGGUGGAGUCAACAAAUCAAAACCUGUGCGUUCGAUAUUCUUUCAAAGACAAACUUGGAAUGAGAAAUCCAUCAGGGAAAAAGUGGUCAUUUUCAGCUGCCAUGGUGGUUUUGGACCCAGGUCAGAAUUACAGUAUCUCUGUCGUCAACAUACCAAAACCAGAGAUGGGCCACAGCACUUAUGACGUCCGUGGUCUUGUUGCUGUUCCUGAUUGUCGACAUCCUGAAAUAAAGAUGACCCAAUUUUGCAAAGAGAGAGGAAGUCUGUGGGAGCCAAACAUCACUUUGAAUGUGAUCACUGCAGUCAGGAGGAAAUCUACCGUUGUUGUCAGCUUCAGUCCUCAUCACCUGUGUGAAAAAUAUUUAGUUAUCCUUAGAUGCUUUAUUCCUACACAUUCAGAGAGCCAUACCUUACACAAGGUUAAUCAGACAACCCAGGAUGUAACAUUCAACAUUGACCAAUGGCCAAAAUCCUGCUGCAUAUUUGAAGCUGAGAUAAAUCCUUUCUUCCAACAAUGUGGCAAUGACUGCACCCGAGAAAGAAAAACUCUGAAUAUUUGCACUGCAAAUCCAACAAAUACGCCAGAUGUAUCAUUUCACACAUAUACAUUUGCUGCAUUUGGAGUAUUGCUUACAUUUGUUGUCACAGCAGCUGUUAUAUGUGUCAUCUGCAGGAAACCAGGCAAAAAUAAAGUUGUAGACGAUUUGGGAGUUGGUAUUCCAGUGCAGCAGCCUAAUCGACACCCCACAGUUCUGGUCAUCUACUCCCACGACCACUACCUCUACAGGGACAUAGUGCUAAAGCUCUGUGCUUUCCUCCAGGCCAAGUGUGGGACCAAGGUGCUGGUAGAUUUGCUAGACUCUACUUCAGUUAACAUGGUGGGUCGUGUCGGUUGGCUUGAAAGGCAACGGCAACAACUCAAAAAUCCGUCAGAUAAAAUCCUGGUGCUGUGCUCGCAAGGUGUUCAGGCAAAGUGGAGAGCCAUUUGUGGGCAUGAUCGAGUAACACUAAAAGAGGACCUUCUCUCCCCCACAGAUGACAUGCUCACCCCCUUUCUUAACCUUUUUCUACCUGACAUGCACCAGGCAGGCACUUUGGGCAAGUAUGUGGUGGCUUACUUUGACGACAUCAGCACUGAAGAAGAUGUGCCAUCAGUCUUUGACAUUGCAGUCAAAUACAAGCUAAUGAAACAUUUUGAGGAGCUGUACUUCCGCAUUGCAGGCAUUGAAAAGUAUCAGCCAGGUCAGGUCAACCACAUCAAGGGCAUUGGUGGGGAAGAAUAUUUUAACUGUCCCUCAGGCAGAGCCCUGAAGAAUGCUAUUGAAGCCUUCCAAGCUUACCAGUUGAAAAAUCCAGAUUGGUUUGAAAAGGAGUGUGUGAACAGUGAGGAGGAGAUCAUGGCCACAAACAACCUUCUCAUUGACCAGCUGCAGUACCCUCCAGCCUUUCAGUGUGUUCCUCUAAUCAAAAAUGGCCUUCCCAUCUACAUCCAUGAGGUAGACAUGCCUGAAAAUACAAACAGUGUACUUGAACUGACACCUGAAGUAAACCUGGAGAACCAGCUGUCAUUGAUGGCAGAAGUUAUAGCAGUAAACCAUGAUUGUAAACAACAGUAUCCAUCAAACCUGGAUCAAGUGUUAUCAAAUGUAUUGAUUCCCAGUCCACAAUCUGUUUACACAGCUAAACCUAUUUUCAUCAAGCCACAGAAACCAAGUCAAAACCAACUAUCUCUCGAGAAAGAACUGUUUGGCCAAAUUCCCACUGACGAUGAUGAAGAGGAUUCACUGCUGCCCAUGAGACAACUCUCUACUCAGUCAGAUCUAAGAAGCCCUGUCAUACAGAACACUCUGAAUUGCUCCUGUUCUUACAUUCACAGUGAAUACUUACCUCCACCUGAGAUUAACCACUUUCAGCCUGUGGAGAUGGAGGAGGAGGGUGUACUGGAACCAAGUGAGAAGGGUCAAAGCAGUGGAUCUGAUCAAGGCUACAGCUCCAAAGUUUCCUCACAGCAUGAAUCCCCAUUUAAGGAGGAUCCACUUGUAGCUUUGGCAAAACUACAGAAGGAACUCUUUCAGCAGGAUCUCAGAUACUCAGGACUUGGUCCUGAUGACUAGACUGAUGCACAGUCUAGUAAUAUAAUCAACAACUUUGCUGAGACGUGCAAGAGAACUUGUGCGUUUGUAUAUGGGUGACUUUUUCUAUAAUAACCAAUUCACUUAUUACAUGUUUUAUUUUAAACUACUAAACAUUUACACAUAUAUCAGUCCAAUGAUACGUGUCUUCUGAAGUUUGUUUCCCUCAUUUAGUAUUUUUUCAUAAUAAUAUUCUACAUUAUAACAUUUUGUAUGUGUUCCUGAAGUUGUUGUCCACCAUGUCAUUGUGGGGGAACUCCCUGUCCUGCUGGUGUCAUCAGUAGUUGCUUCAGGUGCAGGUAAUGGGAGUGAGAAAUAUGUAUGUUUUAGGUUAUUGUUACCAGGCUUUUCGAAAAUGACCUUCUUUUUGGGAAUUUGUCAAUUGUCCAUGAAAUUAAAACAACAAUGUGAGCUAUUUGAAGGGCAGUGAUCAAUAGCGACAUGGGACAGCAAUCGUGAAAAGAGCUCUAAUUGAAAACAAGGUUUUAAAGAUUUUUUUCUUUUUACAGUAACUUGUUUUGUUGAAAAGGAGACAAUAUUUUCUGAAACUGUACAUUUUGUAAGCACAAAAAAUGAAAGUGUAUUUAUUGACUCUGAGUUUGUCUAUAAUUCUUAAUUCUCUCUUAUAUAAAUAGCUAAUUAGUUAUAUUAUUAGCAGUUGUAUGUAUUUAAAAAUGCUUCUUGUGUACCAACUGUGUGCACUUAUGGUCACCGGCUAUCGAACUGCAACUGUAUGAACCUAUGGUUAAGUUUCAUCACCCACACAUAAUAGAUUUAUUAUCACAAUAACAUAAUGUGACAAUUGCUAAAAGACCCAAUCGAACUAUUGUCUGACAACAAGAUAUAAGACUUUAAAUCUUUAAUCUUUAAAAAAAUUAAUGUUUUGAUUUUUGCAUUCAUGUUUUUCUCAUUUACACUGCACUUCCUGGAAGUUUUUUUGUCUCACAUUUACCGUGCUAAUAAAAUAAAGAACCCUGAUUUAAGCUA
Betta splendens (Siamese fighting fish) is the source of this 3580-nucleotide messenger RNA. RefSeq names its product interleukin 17 receptor A1a (gene il17ra1a). Bases 155 to 2575 code for a protein of 806 amino acids. NCBI's taxonomy places the organism in Eukaryota, Metazoa, Chordata, Actinopteri, Anabantiformes, Osphronemidae. Gene Ontology annotation, molecular function: interleukin-17 receptor activity. The transcript is spliced from 11 exons. The record is from RefSeq and is a predicted model, not a curated record.